UCAAUUUGCCCGGUCUUUAGUUCAACUGAUUGGAUACCGAUGAUCCUAUUGAUAAGAUUGAGGCUUUUUCUUAAUGUUUGACAGAUUUAAAUGUUCAUUGUUUCAAUUGACUACAAUUAAUUAAUACUUUUUUCUUGUUGACAGUAAUUAAGUUAACAUCGAUCUGAUCCAUUCUCUAACCUAAUCCACAUCUUUUUGUCUCUUUGGUGUUACUCUCAAGUUACUCAUCUUCAAAGUGUUUUCUCUUUAUUUUUUUUACUAUUUUUUGGUUUAAGAAUUUGAUUAAUUGCAAGCAUGUCCGAAAUGCGAGAAUAUAUUGUAAUCAAGUUGAAAGAAAUGGGUUUCGAUGAAGCCAAAAUCGAGCGAGCUUGUAAUUCAACAACAUGUGAAUCUCUGGAUCAAGUCAUGGAAUGGAUUAUAACUGAGAGUGAACGAGAAUUCAAUCCUCCGGUUGAUAAUUCAUCUUCUCCUGCCACUGCCACUGCUGUUUCUCCUCCUUCCACUGACGCUGUUGGUGCUGAUGGUAGUUCACCUGCGAAAGAUUCAAAUUUACCAAGUGAAAAUGUCGCUGCCAAUUUGAGUAAAGGUUUGAACGAUGGUGUUGCCACCGAAGAGAAGAAAGUGAAAACUGCCGAAGAGAUUGAAGCGGAAAAGAAAAAACUUGAAGAUAAGAUUAAACAGAGGCGUUUAAUCCGAGAAGAAGAGGAAAGAAAACAAGCCAUUGAAAAGGAAAAGAAAAGACGGGAAACUGGAUCAGAGAUAAGCAAAUUUCGUGAACAAUAUGAGACUCAAGAGAAAAUUCGUAUCGCCCAAGAGAUAAGGAAGGAAAAAUUGGAGCGAGAAGCUCAUAAAAAUCCGUUCUUGCAAAUAAAGAAAGACAGGGAAGCCAUGAAGAGAGAAAAUCAAACAAAUACAUCGUCAAUACCCUCUACAAGUGGAUCGACUCCUAGUAAAGUGACCAACACUGGAACAAGUGGGGCCAAUGCAUCCGAAUGUAAAUUGGCCAUUAGACUUCCGGAUGGAUCUUCGCUUAUUCAAAAGUUCACUCCAAAUGAACAACUUGCAGCGGUUAGAUUAUUUAUUCAAUUGAAUCGAAAGGAUCUCUUUGGACCGGAUAGUGCAACUCGACCAUUUAAACUUCAUAUGCCACCGAAUAAAGCGUUUACCGAAGAGGACAUGGAACGAACUUUAUUGGACUUGGGUCUUUGCCCGUCCGCUCGACUUUUUCUUACCGAUAUAAGGAGACCAUAGAAAUGGGAAAAUAAGCAUGAGCUUAUUUUUUUUUUACUAUUCUCUUGUAUUAAUGGCAUUUUAUACUUGCAAAUAGGUUGAAUAAAAUCUAGAAUUGAGUUAAACUGUCAAAUUUAACAAUUAAGAAGAUUAA
Panonychus citri (citrus red mite) is the source of this 1384-nucleotide messenger RNA. Its product is annotated as UBX domain-containing protein 1-like. Bases 295 to 1251 code for a protein of 318 amino acids. NCBI's taxonomy places the organism in Eukaryota, Metazoa, Arthropoda, Arachnida, Trombidiformes, Tetranychidae. Gene Ontology annotation, molecular function: protein binding. The transcript is spliced from 3 exons. The record is from RefSeq and is a predicted model, not a curated record.